AUGAUGGGCUCUGAGAACCGGGGCUCCGACGAAGCCCACCUCCACGCGCCGAAAGAAGAAAUGGAAAAUCUCGUCCUAGACGAUCAAUCGAACGGCAAUAAAUCGUACUUGAAUUAUCGCAGCGCCAUGUCGUCGCUCUCCGAUACGAUACACCCUCUCUCGUCGUCGCCGUCCUCCUCCCAGAUCGUAUCCGAAGUCCCCGCCACCACCGCCAAUACAACGCCACCUGCCGACGCCGAUCCCCUGUUCGUUCCCGCACCGUACCGCGACCUCCGAAACCCUAGCUCGACCCCGGACAACACCACUUACAUCGACCCGCCUUCUUACGCCGACGUGAUCUACAGCCCCUACGAUGCCGAAACCGCCGCCGAAAUCCAUGGCAUCGAGAGUCCUGGUAAGAGCUCCGACAACUCGAGCUCGUACUCUCUCUCGCGAUCUCCGUCUUCCACAUCCGAGUACAUCAAAAUCACGGUCUCGAAUCCGCAGAAGGAGCCGGAAAGCGGGAAUUCGAUCGUUCCGGGAGCUAACAAUUACGUCACGUACCUGAUCACGACUCGGACGAACAUUCCGGAUUUCGGCGGAUCGGAAUUCGGAGUCCGGCGGCGGUUUCGGGACGUGGUAACGUUAUCAGACCGGUUGGCGGAGUCGUACAGAGGGUUCUUUAUACCGCCGAGGCCAGACAAGAGCGUGGUGGAGAGUCAGGUGAUGCAGAAACAGGAGUUUGUGGAGCAGAGAAGAGUGGCAUUGGAGAAGUACUUGAGGCGAUUGGCUUCGCACCCGGUGAUCAAGAGAAGCGACGAAUUGAAGGUGUUUUUGCAGGUGCAGGGGAAGCUACCCCUGACAUUGACCAUUGAUGUGGCGUCUAGGAUGCUCGAUGGGGCCGUGAAGCUUCCGAAUCAGUUGUUUGGGGAGAGUGCUCCGCCACUGGCGCUUCACGAGGUGGUUCAGCCUGCGAAAGGGGGCAGGGAUUUGUUGAGGUUGUUCAAGGAGUUGAAGCAGUCUGUGGCUAAUGAUUGGGGAGCUUCGAGGCCGCUGGUGGGGGAGGAGGAUAAGGAGUUUUUAGAAAAGAAAGAGAAGAUGAAUGAGCUGGAGCAACAUCUCAUUCAUGCAUCUCAGCAGGCCGAAUCACUCGUUAAAGCUCAACAGGACAUGGGAGAGACGAUGGGAGAGUUAGGACUAGCGUUUAUUAAGCUGACCAAGUUUGAGAACGAGGAGGCCUUGUUCAACUCUCAGAGACUGCGGGCUGCCGACAUGAAGAAUGUGGCAACUGCUGCAGUCAAAGCCAGCAGAUUCUAUCGGGAGUUAAAUGCUCAAACCGUCAAGCAUUUCGAUACAUUUCAUGAAUAUCUUGGGCUAAUGUUAGCUGUCAACGGUGCAUUCUCGGAUAGGUCAAGUGCUCUAUUGACAGUGCAGACUCUUCUAUCAGAACUGGGUUCACUGCAAUCACGGGCUGAAAAACUUGAAGUUCAAUCCAAUAAAAUUUUUGGUGGUGACAAAUCAAGGAAUCGAAAACUAGACGAGUUAAAUGAAACCAUAAGAGCCACCGAGGAUGCUAAAAAUGUAGCAAUCAGAGAAUAUGAGCGGAUCAAGGAAAAUAACAGGAGUGAACUUGAAAGACUUGACAACGAGAGGCAUGCUGACUUCUUAAACAUGUUGAAGGGAUUUGUGCAUAAUCAGGUAGGAUACGCUGAAAAGAUAGCAAAUGUGUGGUCGACUGUUGCAGAGGAGACCCGUUCGUAUGCAAAAGAGAGCCCUUGAACCGUGUGUUUGUAAAUGAAAUUUUCACUUUCUUUCUUUCUUUACAUUUUAAUUGAUACCCGCUUCAAAGUAAAUUGCAUUGCAUUCAUAAGAAUAAAAAAAAA
Messenger RNA from Pyrus x bretschneideri (Chinese white pear), 1862 nucleotides. Its product is annotated as sorting nexin 2B. The record is from RefSeq and is a predicted model, not a curated record. The coding region runs from base 1 to 1758 and encodes 585 amino acids. The transcript is spliced from 5 exons. Lineage: Eukaryota; Viridiplantae; Streptophyta; Magnoliopsida; Rosales; Rosaceae. Gene Ontology annotation, molecular function: phosphatidylinositol binding.